GAUGGGAUCAGAAUGCAAGUCAGAAUUUUUAAAAGCGUUUAGUUUAAUGUUCAUAAAUUCAUAAAAAAUAUGGUUUGGACUUUUUUGAUUACGAUUUUUUUAUGUUUAUGUUGCUGCAUAUGUUGCUUAGUAUUUUGUGUAUCAGAUGAAGAACCACAAACUGGCGCAAAUACUCAGGAGAAUGCUCAUAAUGAUCAAACAAUAGUAGAAUUAAAUUUACAUCCAAUGCCUUAUAGACCAAGAGUGACUGAAGAAGAUAACAUAAUUGUGAUCCAAGAAUCAGUGACAAUUGCUGAACCAAUCCAGAACACAACUUCAUUCAAUAAUUUUGAUGAUUUGCUUCCAUCUUACGAAGAAUAUAUGAAAUUGCAAAAGCAGUGAUGUCUUCAUCAUGUCGUAAAUUAAAUUUUCCUGAACAUAUUCAGCAGCAUAAAAAACAUCAUCAAAAUUCUAUUAGCCAUUGAAUUUAAAUUAUUUUUAUAAAUCAAUUCACAAACAAAAUACUCAAAAUAAGUCCAGCAACUAAUCUUUAUCACUCAGAAACAGUUUCGGGAGCAGCCAAAGUAAAUUUCUUGCUUUUUAAAUUAGGUAAUUUUCAAGGUUUUUAGAUAAAAGUGUCAAGUUAGAAGUUUUAACCAAAAUGAAAAAUGUAAAACUUCAUAGAGAUGAUUCAUUAAUUAGUGUACCUAGGUUAAUUAAUUGUAUAAAACAAUUUACAGUACAA
This is a messenger RNA of Clunio marinus, 724 nucleotides long. NCBI's taxonomy places the organism in Eukaryota, Metazoa, Arthropoda, Insecta, Diptera, Chironomidae. The record is from the annotation of a GenBank genome assembly.